UAAAAUAUACAAAAAAAAUCGUUUAUAAUUCACUCUCAAUUGGAGUGCAAUAUAAGAUAUACCACUUGAAAUGGAUGAGAAGAAAAAGUCUAUCGAUAACAACAAUGAGGAUCAACUGGAAGUGCCAAAGAAGGGUCAGAAAUAUCCACUUUCCAUAGCAUUCAUAAUCGGUAAUGAAUUUUGCGAGAGAUUCUCAUACUAUGGAGCAAAAGCAAUUCUUGUCCUCUUUUUUCGUGAUAUACUACUGUAUAACGAAAAUGAGUCGACAGAGUACUACCAUAUCUUUGCAAUGGCCUGUUAUUUCACACCAGUUAUCGGCGCUAUUAUUGCCGAUUCAUUUCUCGGAAAAUUUAGAACCAUUUUAUACAUUUCAAUACUCUAUGCCAUCGGUAACAUACUUUUGUCGUAUUCAUCAUAUUUGGUCUCAAAACCAGUAACAUGGGUCGGAUUAGUGGCGAUAGCAUUGGGAACGGGAGGAAUAAAACCAUGUGUAUCGGCAUUUGGUGGCGACCAGUUUGGUCCGGGACAGGAAAGCCAACUACAAAAGUUUUUCUCACUCUUCUACAUCUCCAUCAAUGCCGGCAGUCUAUUGUCCACAUUUUUGACACCAAUUUUGCGCGAAGACGUCAAGUGUUUCAAUAGCACGAGUUGUUUUCCACUGGCAUUUGGCGUACCGGCGGCUCUCAUGAUUGUUGCACUGAUUUUGUUUGUUUUGGGAAAGUUUAUUACCGACUAUGUUAUGGUUCCGCCAAAAAAGGACAGCGUUGUCGUCCAAGUGGUUCAAUGCGUUUUUAUAUCAUUGUCAAGAAAAUGGUUUAAACGAAUGCCUAAAAGAGAUCAUUGGUUAGACUAUGCGGACGACAAGUUUGAUGCACAAACAAUAGGCGACAUAAAAGCAUUGAUGAGAGUAUUGUUUCUAUAUUUACCACUUCCUAUAUUUUGGGCACUUUUUGAUCAACAGGGUUCCCGAUGGACAUUACAAGCGUCAACAAUGGACGGUAACUUUUUUGGUGUAUAUCGUAUAAAACCGGAUCAGAUUCAAGUGGUGAAUCCCAUAUUAAUUAUAUUGUUUAUACCAAUCUUCGAGUACGGUGUGUACCCGUUGUGCGCAAAAUUCAAUUUCUUAAGGAAACCUCUUCAGCGCAUCGUUACGGGCGGUAUUUUUGCGGCCAUCGCCUUCUGUGUCUGCGGUUUCUUCCAGUUAUCCAUUGAAAGCGAAUUACCGCCUGAGCUAAAGCCCAAUCAAAUUCAUUGGACAGUUGUCAACGGUCUCAACGCAAGCAUCAAAAUCGAUAGUCCGCUCAUACCUGAAAAAGAUGCCACAAUUGAGAGCUAUAAUCUAUUUAUUAGAGAAAAUCUUAAACUUAAUGAUCUAAAUAAUAAUCUUAAGUUUACGAUAACAUUAGAUGAAAAUGCAAUAAUACCGGGAUGUAAUCAAAAGGUUUAUACUGUAGAUGUAAACCGAAAGUUUGAUACGGGAGUCAUCUUUAUGAUAACCGAAAAUAUAUGUUCAGCUGAUCCAAACAUCGAGAUAUUUAAUUUUACUAAUAUUUUGAGUAAGACUGAUAAGGGCGGUGCAAACGCUGCCGUUGUAUUCAAUUUAAAGAACGUCGACUUAGUAACCGAUCCAUCAGUUCCGAGAUUUUUGUUUAAGACAAAAGACUUUUCGAAAGCUUUUUCCGUAGAACAGGUGUCAGCAUUUGAUUUGGGCGACAAUGGUAUCGGUGUCGCCGGUUAUACUACUUAUAAGAGUGAUAUCGACGUCAAAAGCGGCGGAAAGUAUGAGCUGUUUUUGUUGCGAAACGGAUCCACAAGUGGUGGCGAUAGAGAAGUAUCCACUGAUUUGCAGUUUGGACAGGGAGGCUCUUAUAUUAUUAUUGUUGCCGGAGAUUACACAAAGAACACCUUCCGAGUGGUUACACAUAAUGUGGUUAAAGUUAAUUCCGUUUCAAUGUUUUGGCAAAUAAUUCAGUACUCGAUUAUAACGGGCGGAGAAAUCAUGUUUUCAAUCACUGGAUUAGAGUUUUCUUAUUCUCAGGCACCGGCCAGCAUGAAGGCGGUACUGACGGCCGCCUGGCUAUUGACUGUGGCUUUCGGUAAUCUAAUAAUUGUCAUCAUAUCCUCUGCCCGUAUAUUUGAAGUUCAGUCCUACGAAUUUUUCUUCUUCGCCGGUCUUAUGGUGGCCGAUAUGAUUGUGUUCGCUAUAAUGGCUUACUUUUAUGUCCCUUACCGACCCCUUCACAUCACACAAACUACACCAACAACAACAACAAGCGUUUACAAUGACACUAAUGAAGAGAAAAGUACUCAUUUGAACGGAAAGACUAAUAAAGAGGACCCAAACCAAGUCAAUGACAAUAACACCAAUGGUAUCGCAAACGAGGCCUUUCAUGAAGAGGAUACCAAAUUUUGAGAUCUAAUUAAUA
Oppia nitens is the source of this 2426-nucleotide messenger RNA. Its product is annotated as solute carrier family 15 member 1-like. The coding region runs from base 71 to 2413 and encodes 780 amino acids. Gene Ontology annotation, cellular component: membrane. The record is from RefSeq and is a predicted model, not a curated record. NCBI's taxonomy places the organism in Eukaryota, Metazoa, Arthropoda, Arachnida, Sarcoptiformes, Oppiidae. The transcript has 12 exons. Gene Ontology annotation, molecular function: dipeptide transmembrane transporter activity. Gene Ontology annotation, biological process: transmembrane transport; oligopeptide transport.